UAAGAGUCCAUCCUCUGAGCUUCCCCCAGCUCUUGAUUAUGGCUCCAAACAGACCACGAGAUAAUGACCUACAGGGCCCUCAUCUGAUGCAUCUCUGGGUCUCUCCUGCUCUGCGCUUCUGGGCCCCAUCUCGCCAUUCCUAGUCAUUACGAGCCCGGGGUGUCCCUGUGACGAGGCAGCGCGGAGCCGCCGCGGGCCGGGCCCAUCCCGCCGCAGCGGCUCCGGGGCCGAGCAGGGGCGAGGCGCGGAGGGAGCUGCACGAACGGAUCCCGGAGCACGGCCAGAAUGGUGCUGGAAGGAAAUCCUGAAGUGGGGUCCUCCCGAACCUCAGACCUCCAGCGCCCUGGGAACCAGGGCUCUUGCGUCCUUUCUUCUCCUGGUGAAGAUGGGCAGCCAGGCGAGGAACCCAUCAAGUAUGGUGAACUCAUCGUCCUGGGAUGCUGUGAGGAAGGAGGUGAGGAAACCGAGGCUCAGAGAGGGGAAGUGACUGGUCCGAGGGCACACAGCUGCUACAACGGAUGUCUGUCCAGUGGGGACAAGGGCCGCCGGCGAAGCCGCCUGGCACUGAGUCGCCGGCCACAUGCCAACGGAGUGAAGCCAGACGUCAUGCACCAUAUCUCCACACCGCUCGUCUCCAAGGCUCUGAGUAACCGGGGCCAGCACAGCAUCUCGUACACACUGUCCCGGAGCCACUCGGUCAUAGUUGAGUACACACAUGACAGUGACACAGACAUGUUCCAGAUUGGCCGCUCCACGGAGAACAUGAUUGACUUUGUGGUGACAGACACGUCCCCUGGAGGAGGGGCAGCUGAGGGCCCCUCUGCCCAGAGCACCAUCUCCCGCUAUGCCUGCCGCAUCCUCUGUGACCGCCGGCCGCCCUACACUGCCCGCAUCUAUGCCGCUGGCUUCGAUGCCUCCAGCAACAUCUUCCUUGGAGAGCGGGCAGCCAAAUGGCGGACCCCCGACGGCCUAAUGGACGGCUUAACCACCAAUGGGGUCCUGGUGAUGCACCCUGCGGGCGGCUUCUCUGAGGACUCGGCCCCUGGCAUCUGGCGAGAGAUCUCCGUCUGCGGGAACGUCUACACUCUGAGGGACAGCCGCUCGGCACAGCAGCGGGGGAAGCUGGUGGAGAGCGAGUCCAACGUGCUGCAGGAUGGCUCCCUCAUCGACCUGUGUGGGGCCACACUGCUGUGGCGCACGCCGGCGGGGCUGCUGCGGGCACCCACGCUGAAGCAGCUGGAGGCCCAGCGGCAGGAGGCGAACGCAGCGAGGCCCCAGUGCCCCGUGGGCCUCAGCACUCUAGCCUUCCCCAGUCCGGCCCGUGGCCGCACGGCCCCCGACAAACAGCAGCCCUGGGUCUACGUUCGUUGCGGCCAUGUCCACGGCUACCAUGGCUGGGGCUGUCGGCGAGAGCGGGGCCCCCAGGAGCGCGAGUGUCCUCUCUGCCGUCUUGUGGGGCCCUAUGUGCCCCUGUGGCUGGGCCAGGAGGCCGGCCUCUGCCUGGACCCUGGGCCUCCCAGCCAUGCCUUUGCACCCUGCGGCCACGUCUGCUCUGAGAAGACUGCCCGCUACUGGGCCCAGACACCGCUGCCCCAUGGCACCCAUGCUUUCCACGCUGCCUGCCCAUUUUGUGGGGCCUGGCUCACUGGUGAGCACGGCUGUGUCCGCCUCAUUUUCCAGGGGCCACUGGACUAAGUGCCCCAGGGUCCCCUGCUGCUGCGCCUGCCUGCCCACUCGGAUUCUCCACCUCCUGCAGCCUCGAGGGGGCUCUGCAUGCGGGACUCCACCACCAGAUGGACGCAUUGGAUGGUCUGAGCGCCUCCCCUUUUAACUCUGGCCCCCAAAGGUGUCCCUGAGACGGCUACCCCAGUCAGAAUGAUGGGGUCCUCAGCUCCAGCUCUGCCCUGGCCUGCCAGAGGGAAGCCCGCCCCUGCGCUCUGGCCUUUCCCGGGGUGUCUCAUCAUGCCGCUGACACUGUGCCCCUGGGGGAGUGAAGGAGCCCCGGGCCCCUGACCCUCAGUUUAGGCUGGCUGUGCCCUGAGCCUGCUAACCCGGUUUCAGAUAUUCACCCUGCUGCUGCCCUGGGGUUCUCGAUAAACCUUGCUGCUCAGCUGCCCUCACCAACCCGAGUCCCGCAUGUGUGCAAGUAUGCAGUGCCUCCAGCCCCUGAGUCAGUCACAGGUGGGCGGCAGGCUGGGACUGGCAUCUGUGGAUACUCACCGUGCGCUGGACUCCAUGCCAAGUGGGUUCUGGGGACACGGAGACAAACUGCCUGGAAGAAUUCAAAGACUAGUGGACGACAGAUCGAAUUACCGAAUGACAGCAUGGCUUCCUGUGUGCCAGGAUCAAGGGAAUUGCCAGGGGCUGUGGUGCAGGUCUCCCUGGCAGGAGGGAAAGUGAGGAAGGGUUCAUGGGGGGGAGGCGGCUCGGCUUCAGUGAACUCCCCCACAGGAAGGGGCAGGUGCUGUAGGCAGAAGGGAGAGGAGGAACACAGACUCGUGGUAGUAAGCAGGGAACUGAGUGGGGUUCCAAGUGGCUGGAGCAGGGGCUGCAGGAGGGCAGGAAGGAGGCUGGAGCAAGAGGCAGGGGCUGUGCUGGCAGAGAAGGUACUGGAUGGAGGAUUUGGAACCUCAUUUUGGACAGUCAGGAGCCCAGGGAAGAGAGAGGAAUUGCAGUUCCAGAACGCUGGCUGUGUUACAAGGGCUACCAUUCCUGAAUGCCCACUUUGUGCCCCACACUGUGCUAAUGAUAAUAAUAACUAUGUUCAUUGAGCGCCCACUAGACACUGGGCUGUGCUUCUCAGAGGUUUGGUUAUCUAAUCCUCAUAGGGACCCAGGGAGGGAGGUGUUACCAUUUCUGUUGAUGGGGAGAUUCAGGCACAUGCUCCAGGUCCCACUGCUAGAAAUUGGCCAAGGCAGAUUUGCAUCCACGGCUGCCUGCUGGCCUCAGAAUCUGCCCUCUUCUCCAUUGCACUGUCCUGCUUUCCUUGGCGUUGGCCCGGUGGGUUUUGGUUGCCAUGGAGGCCAAGGCUGACCUGGCUCCCUAUUCAUCUUGGCAGAGUGUCACCACUCCCUGAGAAUCCAGGGUGCUGCUCAGUUUGCCCCCAGACCAUUCCCAGGGGGAGUGAGCUCGGAAGACAGGAGUUUUGGGAACAUAAAAAUGAGAAGAGCCUCUGAAUACAAGCCUGACCUGAGCAUCAUCCCCAGUGGAAGAUGACGGCCUCAGGGAGUACAGGUUCCCAGGGGAGGGGCGUGCUCCAGGACACAGGCCUGGGGCUAUUGAGAGGACAGAGGUACUUGAGGGGUGAGAGAGGGAUGCGAUCAGUCUCGGUUCCAGAGCAUCGCACUGCCACUAUGGGGGAG
This is a messenger RNA of Artibeus jamaicensis (Jamaican fruit-eating bat), 3362 nucleotides long. RefSeq names its product pellino E3 ubiquitin protein ligase family member 3 (gene PELI3). Gene Ontology annotation, molecular function: ubiquitin protein ligase activity; protein binding. The coding region runs from base 286 to 1695 and encodes 469 amino acids. The record is from RefSeq and is a predicted model, not a curated record. Gene Ontology annotation, biological process: protein K63-linked ubiquitination; regulation of Toll signaling pathway. NCBI's taxonomy places the organism in Eukaryota, Metazoa, Chordata, Mammalia, Chiroptera, Phyllostomidae. The transcript has 9 exons.